GUGGUUAGCUACUUAUGCUAACGGACAGACAGAUAAUUCGAUUUAUGGGAAAGCGCGGAUACGGAGGUACAUAAGGUGCUUCUCACUAAUACGUUAAAUUCUUCGACCUAAAAUGAGUCAUCAAAUUGAAAGAUAAAGCGGGAAUAAUCAGGAUGGAUGUGGAUCUGUGUGGUGGUUGGGAUGGCACCCGAAGAAACAUGGAUUCAGCUGGUGAAGGGACAAUAGAGAUUGUUCCUUUGGAAAUGUACGACUCAGCCAGAGCAAAAAUAGACGCCAACCUGCGAUGGCUGUUCGCCAAGGCAUACAGCAUUGACCACAUCCCAGAGGACCUGAGGGAUCCGUUCUACACAGACCAGUAUGACCAGGAGCACAUCAAGCCUCCCGUCCUCCAGCUGCUGCUGUCCUGUGAGCUGUACUGCCGGGUGUGUGCCCUCAUCCUGAAGACAGACCAGGCCGCCUCGCUGCAGUCACACAUGUCAGUCAUCCAGGCCCUCAGCCGUAAAGGGAUCUACGUCAUGGAGAGUGUUGACGCCCCUGUCAGAGAUGCUGACCUCUCCUGUGUGCCCAUCAAAAUGAGUGCCCACAUGCCCAUGAUCGAUGCCCUAAUGAUGGCCUACACUGUGGAGAUGAUCAGCAUAGAGAAGGUGGUGGCCUGCGUCAAACGCUUCUCCACCUUUAGCGCCUCCAAGGAGCUGCCCUUUGACCUGGAGGACGCCAUGGUCUUCUGGAUCAACAAGGUGAACCUGAAGAUGAGGGAGAUCACAGAGAGCGAGCUGAAGGUCAAGCAGCACCCGCUGGAGUCUCCCAGUCACCAGAAGUCUCCCUCCAAAUGGUAUUGGAAACUAGUACCUGUGAGGUACCGCAGGGAGCAAGCCUUGGGCCGCCAGCUGCCCUUCUUCCCCCUGCUGGAGGAUCUGAUGAGGGACGUGUGUGACGGCGCCGCCCUCCUCACCGUGGUCCACUACUACUGUCCUGACCACAUGAAGCUCCACGAUAUCUGUCUGAAGGAGGUGACCUCCAUAGCUGACAGUCUGUACAACAUUCAGCUGCUCAAGCAGUUCUCAAAUGAAUAUCUUAACAAGAGCUUCUACCUAACCAUGGAAGACAUGCUCUACUCUCCACUGGUUCUCAAGCACAAUGUGAUGGUGUUCAUCGCUGAGCUCUUCUGGUGGUUUGAGACCGUCAAGCCAGAGUUUGUCCAACCCAGGACGGAGGAGUUCAGAGAUGCCCGAGCCAUGGCUCAGCCGAAGAGUGCCCGCACCUCAGUGCCCAUCUCCAAUGCCACCAAGCGCAGCUUUCAGGUUACCCCUGGCAUCCCAGAGGCCUCGCUGUCUCUUUCUGCCCAGAGCAGCCCUGAUGGCAGGUACUCCCUGUACCCUGCUGAAGGCUCUGACCCUCUUAACAAGGGAUGUCCUGGGGAAGCCUUCAGCCCCUCCCACCCACUCCUCCCCCUAAGGCAGAGACAGCAGCAGGGAGAGGACGGAUCAGGCAUCAGAAACCGCUCCAACUCCUUGGAGAACAAACAUCCACGAGGCUCAGUGCAGGCCUGGUCUGACAGGACACAGAGGCCGAUGUCUACGCUCAACCCGUACACAUUUGGCAUCUCAGCCACUGACAGCGAUGCUGACAUUGCCUCUGGUGACAGUGUGAGUCUGGCUCGCUCCAUCAGUAAAGACAGUCUGGCCUCUAACGUAGUCAACCUCACCCCCAAACACCAGGUUCUCACCCCCCAGGGCCACGCCCAGGUAGGCUGUGCCCCAGUCAGCCCUGCCCCCCGCCGAGUCAACGGUCACGGUCUUCUGGGAAACGUCAAUAUGGAGGAGGAGCUUGUGUCCGUGAUGAGGACAAACGCAUCAGCCUCUCUCCCCAGUCAGGGAGAGGCGACGCAGCGAACUGCUGGGGCCGAGCCCAAGGAUUGUUCUUAUUUUGAACCUCUGAUGCCUGCUGUGUUGAAAUCGGCGAAAGAGAAGUCUGUAUACCUGAACAAGGAGGAGGAGAGUGGGGAGGUGGGUCGAUCGCGGGGAGGGGGUUCUAUCCGGAGAGUAGAAGGGGGACCUGAACUUGUGGCGUCAGCCAGGAGGAAAACCACCACCAGCCUAAACCGGACCUGCACUCCCGCCUCUAGUGGGGAGUUUGACUUGUCUACUGAGACCUCACUGGCUGUGCCACUCCAGGGACAGGGGGCCUUCAAUCCUAUGGUCACAAGCAGUGUGGACCCCGACUCCAGCGUUUCAGCAGGUGGCUUCUACCUCCAUUCUGACAGCGAAGACCAGGAGCCAGACCUGGACGAGGCUCAUGAUGAAGACCUGGAUGAAGCCCUCACCACAAAGGACCCAACCAGGAAGACCUUUGACGAGGAGGAGGAGUCAGCCAAGCUUAUGGAGGACCUGAAGGUGAAAGAAAAGAGGGACAAGGACAAAGGAGAUGAUUGUAGUAGCGGUCGCUCGAGCCCCUGUCUCAGCACCCACUCCCAGGCCAGCAGCCUAGCCAGCGGCAGCGUACGCAUGACCAGCUUCGCUGAGCGCAAGGCCCAGCAGCGCUUUGGCAGCAACCAGGACCUGCGAACCAGUGCCUCCAGCUCCCAAAGGACCACCCCGGAUGGCUCUGAGUGCAGCGGGCCCCUGUCCCUGCCCACCUCCCGGAGGCUGAAGAUGGACCAGAGCCCCUCCAUGCCCCAGGGGGGCCGGGGAGACGGGGGAACCAACAUGCUGGUUUCUGAGCUGGUUCAGCUCCACAUGCAGCUAGAGGAGAAGAGGAAGGCCAUCGAGCACCAGAAGAAGAAGAUGGAGAUGCUGUCAGCCAGGCAGAGACAGAAGCUGGGCAAGGCUGCCUUUCUGCACAUCGUCAAGAAGGGCAAGAGCGACACCCUGCCCAACCCGCUCAAAACAGACUACUGCAAAGAAGAACUCAAUGGGGACAAAGGGGGAAGCUCAAAAGAUGACUCUUGCGUGGACGCUCUGAGAGGGGCCAAAAAGACUGAGUCUGCCACCUCGCCGGUCCCAGAUGCCUUAGAGAUGGUGGACAAGAAGGGCAGCUGUAGUCCUGGUCUGCUGCUGGAUGAUGAGCUGGACCUGGAUGAGUGUAACCACUCCAUUGAGAUGCUGAAUGACGCCAUCGGUAGUAUCCAGCAGCAGAUGAUGCAGCUUUCCCUCCAGCAGGACCUGCUGAUGAAACAGAACGUACAGUCCCCUCCCAGGGUCCCGUCUCCCUGCUCAGUCAACGAGAAGACCUGUGGAGCUGAACCCAAGGCCCGACCUGCUGUCCACUUUGUGGAUUUGGGAAGCGGCGCACCAACCACCGGCACCGCUCCAUCCAGGAAACCCCCCAAGCUGAGUUCGGCCCGUGGCCCCAGGACCAAGCCCUCAGAGCUGAAGCUGGCCAAAGAGCACGGCAGGCCGGGCCUGGCAUCAAGCAGGGCUAUCACCCCCUCCCACAGCCUGGAGACCCUGCCUCACCUGAGGCAGUUUCCUGGGGGCAGGUCCCCCAGGGCGGACCACUCUGACGUCAGCUCCAGAACCCCCUCUGCAGGUGUAGAGACAAUCAGUGGGCAGGACAAGCCUGGACGUAGUGCCACCUUCAGGCUCCACGACGAGGCUAACCUGCGCACAGCGGCCCGUAUCGACCCAGUGGUCGUCACCCCAGAAGUGUCCUUUGAGCCGUGCCUGUCCAGUACCCUGAGGGAGGGGGAGCUGAACUCCUCCGACGGCUCGGGGAAGGAGAACAUCCCCUCGGAGGAAGUGUCGAGGAGCAAAGCCCCCCUGAUCGAGGUGGACCUGUCAGACCUGAAGGACCCAGAGGAGAUGGAGGGAGACAGGGGGCAGGACAGCACCAUGGAUGGGGAGGAAGGGGAACAGAAGUCUGGCCUGGGAUUCUUCUUCAAGGAUGAACAGAAGGCAGAGGAUGAACUGGCUAAGAAGAGAGCAGCUUUUCUAAUAAGGCAGCAGAAGAAGGCUGAGGAGGCCCGGCUACGAAAAAUGCAGCUGGAGGCUGAGACUGAACAGAAACGGGAAGAGGCCAGGCGGAAGGCGGAGGAGGACAGGAUGAGGAAGGAGGAGGAGAAGGCCCGUAGGGAACUCAUCAAGGAGCAGUACCUGAGGAGGAAGCAGCAGGAGCUGAUGGAGGAGCAGGGCCUGGGCAGCCCCACCAAGCCCAAGACUGCCAAGACCAAGCUCAAGAAACCCAGUCACCAGACUCACAGACCCAAGUCUGCAUUCAGCAGAGAGGAGAUCUCUAGCGACACCUUCUCCUCCAAGGGCUCUUCUUCUACACCUGACAACCUGAGCAGUGUCCAGUCAGGCUCUAGUCUGUCCCUGGCCUCCGCUGCCACCACCGAGGCAGACAGCGUCAACUCUGGAGGGCCAGGCUCCCAACGGGGUGAGUCUGUGGAGUCGUUCCCAGGCCUGAGUCGGAACGCCAGUCGGAACACUGAGAGAGACUGGGACAAUGGAUCCACUGCGUCUUCCAUCACCUCCAUGGCAGAAUACACUGGUCCCAAGCUGUUCAGGGAGCCCAGUUCCAAGUCCAACAAGCCAAUCAUCUUCAAUGCCAUCUCCCAUUGCUGCCUCGCUGGCAAAGUCAACGAACCCCAGAAGAACACCCUACUAGAGGAGCUGGAGAGAGUAGAUGCACACCACCUGAUGAUCCUGUUUAGGGAUGGGGGCUGCCAGUUCCGGGGGGUCUACUCCUACUUCCCAGACACGGAGGAGAUCCUCAAGCUGACCGGCACGGGCCCCAAGAGCAUUAGCAAGAAGAUGAUCGACAAGCUUUACAAGUACAGCUCGGACCGCAAGCAGUUCACUGUCAUCCCCGCCAAGACCGUGUCGGUUAGCAUAGACGCCAUCACCAUCCACAACCACCUGUGGCAGGCCAAAAGAACCACUGUGCCAAAGAAGAGCGGGAAAUAAUCCGGGGAGGCCCCUGGAACUCACCCUGAGGAACCCCACCUAGGGUCCAUUCUACCAUGUUCUGCUGGAUAGACUGCAUUGACGUCCACAGCCAAUAAAACUCCCCCUCUAUCAAGGAUGGUCAGACAUGUGGCUCUUUCAGUUGACACUCAUGUGGGGGAAUGUAUCAAUGGGUACAUGUACUGGUGGCCUGCCAGUGACAUUGUCAUCGGUUCUGUUUUUCUAUAGACUAAGAAGCAUGUGUCAUUUUUUUUUCAUGUGGUGGAUGUCUUUUUACUUGAAGUAUUUAUUGGUUUGGCACUGAAAUGGUUGAGCUCCGCAGUAGCAAAAUGCGCUACGGCUUCCCUCUCUCUCUCGUUUGAGUCCAUUUGAGGGGGUGGGUGGUUCUCUCACUCUAUGACCCAUUCAACCCCCCCAUCCUCCUCUCUCUUGUUGGAGGGGGUAGGUGGUUCUCAAUCUCUCCACUUCAAAAUCUGACCUGAGAUGACCAGUUUAUGUUAUUUUAGGACUUCUACGACCAGUGUUCUGCAACAAAUCAAUCUCCAGCAUAACUAACUAGCUACCAGACAAGCAUUGCCAACUUUGCCUCUCCCUUCUCUCUGUCCAAUGUGCUGCUCUAAACUGUCUCCUGUUUGUUACUGGGCUCCCAGACCAUCUGCUGGCCUUCUACAAGCAUCAUACUGCUAGUAUCAACUGUCUAUUUAUUCAAACUCUUUUAAACUUGCGCAGUGCAGCCCGUCGUAGCACUGUCUAUCUGGGAUGUAGAAUAGUGACGAUUGUUUUUAAACUACUCAUCUAGUCUCCUUUAGGCCUUUUAAAACGAGGGGGUAAAGACGUGCGGGGAAUAAUAGGCUUUGGUACUCUCCGAAAUGUCAUGAUGCUAAUUUUGUACGUUUUUGUGUUUAUUUUUUUUAAUGGAAAACUGUGGUUGGUUAUACAGUAAUUGGCGCUGAUGUGUUUUUCGUAACAUUACAUGAAUCGGUAUGGCGUACGUUAGCUAGCUAUAGCUAGUCAUUUCUCUCCACUAGGCACUACUACGUCCUGUAUAAAGGUGCACUCCGCUCAUCACGUUUCAAAGGCUUUUAUCAUGCAAUGUACCCCCUCCCUUCUACCCCAUGAGUGAUCGGCUACCCACCAUGGGUGGGGUCAUUUCAAUUCCAAUCAAUUCAGGAAGUAAAAUGAAAGUUGUAUUUUUGUUUACUUCCUGAAUUGACGAAAUUGACCCCAACCCUGCUAAGCCAGCUUUUCUCCCCUCCCCCAGAGAGCUGCAUGCUCUUGUUCUGAAGAGUGUGUGUAUGUUCUGCUGUAACCCGUUUGAAUGACAGUAUUUAAUAUAUUCAUAAUGGGUCACUCUGUGGGACUGUGGUCUAGUUAUUUACCUACCGACCGACAUUAAAGAACAUUCCUGAAAGGUGUCAACAAACACUGCCACCAUUUUAUUUUUUUCUCUGUCCAAGUGCUUAUUAUUAGAUACCGUAUGUUGGCCUCAAGAACAACUAAGUGUUGCACGUGCACUUUACUCACUGAUUACAGAAAGUGGAAAUCAACUUUAAAAGGGCAUUCAAAAUGUAUUGCAGAAGGAAGAUGGUAUAUUUUUCAUAACUGAACUCCUGUGCACUCCAAACUGAAACCUUUCCCGAACUAAAACCAAACACUAAGAUUUAAGAAUGGGUGACCAGUCAACUAAAAUAACCUCCUUCCUUCACUAAUACUGCAGUCACCAAAAAUAUAUAGAGUACUUGAUUAUAAUUUUCUAUAGAUCUUUUGUAUGUUAGUGUUUUUGUCUACUAAAAUAUUAUAUUGUCAUUAAUCACUAUUUGUGUGUACUUCCCAUCCCUGUUCAUUUGACUAUUUCUUUGAUCAUACCAUCUAUUUAUUUUUAAAUGGAAGCACUGAAACUGAAUAAAUUUUUAAAGGUAUUAAAACACAUUUCAAUCUU
Molecule: messenger RNA, 6843 nt
Organism: Salmo salar (Atlantic salmon)
Lineage: Eukaryota; Metazoa; Chordata; Actinopteri; Salmoniformes; Salmonidae
Source: RefSeq, a predicted model, not a curated record